AUGCCCACCCCUACCGCAACGAGCGCCACUUCAACGGCCGCCAAUGCCCCAACUUCCCCAACUGCGCCUCUGGACGACGACGAAGGCAACGACUACGAGUGCAACGUCUGUUUGGAAGUGGCUUCGAGUCCAGUCGUGACCUUAUGCGGCCACCUCUUCUGCUGGCCAUGCCUGCACUACUGGAUGCAGACUCGAUCGGCGUUCGCCAAAGCGUGUCCGGUGUGCAAAGCGAAGGUUGAGCAGGAUAAGAUUAUACCGAUUUAUGGGAGGGGUAGGGAGGCGGAGGAUCCUCGAUUGAAGGUGAUUCCAAAGAGACCUACGGCUGCAGCGCCUCCACAGGUCACACGAUACGGGGGCGGGUGGCAAGGGUUCGGUGGAGGCGGACCGACGGGGAAUGGGGUUACUGUUGGUCUGGGGAUCUUUCCGUCGUUGUUUGGGGUUCACUUUAGCGUUGGAACGCAAAUGGGCGGUGUAGCGGGCCAACGACCAGCACCUGACGCAUUUCAACCGGGGUCAUUCGUCUCGAGGUUGUUCAUGAUGAUCGGGAUUUUGUCGAUGUUGGCGAUCAUUUUGUCUUAG
Molecule: messenger RNA, 579 nt
Organism: Fimicolochytrium jonesii
Lineage: Eukaryota; Fungi; Chytridiomycota; Chytridiomycetes; Spizellomycetales; Powellomycetaceae
Exons: 4
Coding region: 1-579 (192 amino acids)
Biological process (GO): ubiquitin-dependent protein catabolic process
Cellular component (GO): endoplasmic reticulum
Molecular function (GO): ubiquitin protein ligase activity; ubiquitin-like protein conjugating enzyme binding
Source: RefSeq, a predicted model, not a curated record